Centruroides sculpturatus (bark scorpion) is the source of this 942-nucleotide messenger RNA. Its product is annotated as glutamate receptor ionotropic, delta-2-like. The record is from RefSeq and is a predicted model, not a curated record. Gene Ontology annotation, molecular function: glutamate-gated receptor activity. NCBI's taxonomy places the organism in Eukaryota, Metazoa, Arthropoda, Arachnida, Scorpiones, Buthidae. The transcript is spliced from 7 exons. Gene Ontology annotation, cellular component: membrane. Bases 76 to 942 code for a protein of 288 amino acids.
AAUUAUUCGUACGAAUGGACACUGGCUGCGAUAAAGAAACCAUAUCUCGUAACACUCGAUGAAUCUGAAAAUAAAAUGAUAGGAGGACAUCGAUUCCGAGUUAUCAAAGUUCUUCAGGAUAAAUUACAAUUUCGUUAUUCCAUUGCUAAGCCAGUUGACGAUUACUUCGGAGGAUUAAGCGAAAAUGGAACAUGGACGGAAAUGAUUGGAAAAAUUGCCAGACAAGAUGUGGAUAUGGGAAUAAUCCCGUUCUUUAUAAGUUUUGAUUUGUUCUCCUCAAUGCAGUUUUCUGCAACGGUUGGAUAUCAUAACAUAGUGUUUGUUGUUAAAGCUCCUGAAAAACUAUCCAACUGGGGUUCGAUUAUAGCUCCAUUUUCUCUUACGGAUGUGGAUAUGGGAAUAAUCCCGUUCUUUAUUAGUUAUGAUUUGUUCUCCUCAAUGAAGUUUUCUGCAACGGUUGGAUAUCACAACAUAGUGUUUGUUGUUAAAGCUCCUGAAAAACUAUCCAACUGGGGUUCGAUUAUAGCUCCAUUUUCUCUUACGGUGUGGAUCUCUUUGUUUGUUUGCCUGAUUGCGUUUGGAUUAGCGUUACACAAAGUGUUAGAACUGGACUUUUCUUUGCAAGGUACAAAAAUAUUUUUGAGAAGAAGUGAGGUCUUCUGGAAUUUGUUUUGUACCUUUGUAAAUGAAGGAAUGAAUCUCUACUUUGUAAAAAGGUUUCCAUCAAGAUUUUUGAUAGGAAUAUGGUGGUUAUCAAUCGUUGUCAUUGUAUCUAGUUAUAGCGGAACUCUAAUGUCAUUUUUGACUUAUCCCUUGACUGAAUCUGUUCCAAGAACAAUAGAAGAAUUAUCAAAUUCCGUUCUUACAAAUGAAUAUUCUUGUGGAACUAUCGGUAAAGCCACGAUAUGGAGAUCAAUAAGUGUAAGUAUACCUGUAGUAUAG